AAAUGAAUAUUUUUCAAGCGAUCAUUGUGUGCGUUUUCCUCUCCUGUUCAAAAGGGCAAUAUAGCAGGACGAUUAUUCAUCAAACUAAACUUGGCGGUGUAACUGGACUAGAAAUUUUAUGUGGAACUCAAGCGGGAAUUUUAAAGUUUCUGAAUAUACCCUUCGCUGCACCUCCAACAGGAGAUCUACGAUUCGCUAAACCAAAGCCCUAUGGCGCCUGGAGUGGAACACGUAAUGGGACGACCCCAGGUCCUGCAUGUGUACAGUUGCCAGACUCUCGUUAUACCGCAGGGGGGAUGAGCGAAGAUUGCCUUAAUCUAAAUAUUUAUGUUCCUUAUACCGUGGCGUCUGAACACAAAAGAGCGGUUAUGGUAUGGAUUCAUGGUGGUGGCUACAUUUUUGGAUCCGGGAGUUUCUACGAUGGAAGUAUGUUGGCCUUGUCUGGCAAUAUUAUUGUUGUAACUUUAAACUAUCGACUCGGUAUCUUUGGAUUUUAUAGUUUGGAAGGAACCUCUAGAAAAGGGAACUAUGGAUUAUGGGAUCAAUUAUUAGCAAUACAAUGGGUAAAAGAUAAUAUAGAUGACUAUGGUGGGAAUCCAGAGAUGAUUACAUUGUUUGGAGAAUCGGCCGGAGGGUUCAGCGUUGGACUCUUGUCUCUUAUACCGAGAUAUAAAGGCUUGUUCCAGCGAAUUAUUUUGCAAAGCGGUACGGCCAACUCUCCUUUAGCUCUGGGAAGCACGAAAAUAUCUUCUAAGAUUAUCAGUAACAAAGUUGGAUGCAAAAUGGAAGAAAAACCAGAUUAUAUAGUUGAUUGUAUGCGGAGCUUACCAACUGAUGUAUUGCUGCAAGCAAUAUUGGACUUUGCAAAUGACCGGCGUAAUUCCACGCACAGGCUGAUAACCAAUGUCUUUACGCCUGUUGUAGAUAAUGAUCUUUUCAAAUUGUCCCCAAAUAAGAUUUUUCAAAAUUCAUCGUCAGAGGAGUAUGUAUACUUCAAAUCCAUAGACUUGAUGGUUGGAAAUUGUGACAUGGAAGGGUCGUUGUACUUAGAAACCUCUGAAGUUCUUACUGCGUACGGACUAAAUAUUACCGAGGCUAUUCCGAAAGCAUUCUUUUGUAAUAAACUUAUUCCAACAGCGGUAACUGAUCAUUUUAAUCAUUCGCACAAAGUAUCUGAAGCAAUGUGUAGGGAGUACGGGAAAGACGACAAUAUUACUGAUGGUAGUGUUUCAGUGCUGCUAUGGUACUCCGACUUAUUUUUCAUUGCGCCUAGUGUGUCCACUCUGUUAGCCCAUUCAACCAGAAAUACAAAACAUACAAAACAAUUUCAGUAUAUUCUGAAAGAAGGAUUGCCUAUUUUCUUGGGAUCACAUCCACCACCUUGGUUUAAAGGAUCUGCCCAUACCACUGAUGUAAUAUUCCUGUUUUUUAUAGAAGAUGUCAGUGUUGUUGAUGUAAAUUCGAAAUAUAAAGCCAGUGAUAAUGAUUUAAAGUUGUCAGCCAUCAUGAGAAAGUAUUGGACUAACUUUGCCAAAAGCGGGAAUCCGAAUUCUGACACUCUUCCAUAUUGGCCCAUAUACAAUAAAACCACACAGGCUUACCUAACGCUGAGUGGUAGUGAUAUGUCUAUUGAGAACAAGUAUAGAGACAGAGAAAUGGAUUUCUGGUUGAAUGCCAUUCCUCAGGUCUUUUCAAACUCGCAACAAACUCAACUGGUUUGUAGAAAUAGCCUAUUCCUUUGGAGUAUAUAUAAUUUCUGUUGUUUGUGAAAUUAAGCGCGGUGUUUAGUGAUAGUGUUCAUGGUAUGUAUGUCAAUCGAAUGUAUAUUAAAUACACGUACUCUG
Molecule: messenger RNA, 1844 nt
Organism: Ostrea edulis (European flat oyster)
Lineage: Eukaryota; Metazoa; Mollusca; Bivalvia; Ostreida; Ostreidae
Product: neuroligin 4-like
Exons: 2
Coding region: 3-1769 (588 amino acids)
Biological process (GO): neuron cell-cell adhesion; chemical synaptic transmission; postsynaptic membrane assembly
Cellular component (GO): synapse; cell surface
Molecular function (GO): hydrolase activity; neurexin family protein binding; signaling receptor activity
Source: RefSeq, a predicted model, not a curated record